Molecule: messenger RNA, 1424 nt
Organism: Camellia sinensis
Lineage: Eukaryota; Viridiplantae; Streptophyta; Magnoliopsida; Ericales; Theaceae
Source: RefSeq, a predicted model, not a curated record
AUCUAUGUAACUCAAAAUCUCAGCUUUGCUUUACUUAUGGUGAUGAUGGGUUUUGAAACUUUCAAGUCUCAAAUCUUAAUUUUUCUUUGCCCAUCCCUAAAGGCACCGUUUUAACUGUUUUGAAAGCCACCUUUAUUUGUUUGCUUUUGGUACAUAUACAUAUACAUAUCUGUGGAUGUUUUGGAGGUUCAUGCAACAUGAAGCCAUUCAAAUUUGUUUCUCUACUGUUGGAUUUAAAGAGUAAAUCUGGGCACUGCAGUAUCUUGAUGAUUGCUUUGUUGAUUUGUGGUUCUUACUUCAUUAGCAAUGCAAUCCUUUCAAAAGAUUACGGAAUAAUGAUGUCACUCGGAGGAAAAAUGAAUCACACAAGGCAGAAGAAUACACAAUCUAAUAGUGAAUGCAAGAAACAAUGCAGGGCUGUUGGAAGUGAAGCAUUGCCAGAAGGAAUUAUUGCCCAAACUUCAAACUUGGAAAUGCGCCCUUUAUGGGGUCCUGCUGCAAAGAAUAACAAUUCAACUUCAGCAAAUUUAUUGGCCAUUGCAGCCGGAAUAAAGCAGAAAGAAACAGCGAACCAAAUUGUUGAAAAGUUUAUGGAAAAUGGUUUUAGUGUGAUGGUAUUCCACUACGAUGGCGUGGUUGAUGAAUGGCGAGAUAUAGAGUGGAGCAGCCGCGUCAUACAUGUCUCCGCCAUCAAUCAAACUAAAUGGUGGUUUGCCAAGCGAUUCUUGCAUCCAGAUAUAGUAGCAGAGUAUGAUUAUAUAUUUCUCUGGGAUGAGGACCUUGAUGUUCAUGAUUUUGACCCUGGAAGGUAUCUUUCUAUUGUCAAAGAGGAAGGACUUGAAAUAUCACAGCCAGCACUUGGUCCUGGAAAAGUAAGGGUGCAUCAUCAAAUUACUGUACGGUUGAUGAAUUCCAAAGUGCACAGAAGGUUCUAUAAAAAUGGCGGUGGAAGGUGCGAUGAUAACAGCACAGCUCCUCCAUGUGUGGGUUGGGUGGAAAUUAUGGCACCGGUAUUCUCUAGAGCAGCUUGGCGAUGCACUUGGUAUAUGAUCCAGAAUGACUUGAUCCAUGCAUGGGGCCUGGAUAUGCAGCUUGGUUACUGUGCACAGGGUGAUCGGACAAAAAACAUUGGUGUGGUUGACUCUGAGUUUAUAGUUCAUUUGGGUCUUCCUACACUGGGUGUUUCAGAUGGUAACAAGGAUUUGCACAGAGUUGACGCUAGAACUGAAGUGAGGAAACAGUCUGUAUUUGAAAUGCAGACUUUCAAGAGUAGAUGGAAUAAUGCAGUUGAGGAGGAUAAAUGUUGGGUUGAUCCUUAUCCAAAACCUGCAAACCAGACAAUCCAUUAGUGUACAUAAUUUGUAAUGUGAAAGCAAUAGAGACCUCAACCAAUUGAUUUAUUAGUUUGGGAAAACUUCACUUUA